This is a messenger RNA of Chilo suppressalis (striped riceborer), 896 nucleotides long. The record is from the annotation of a GenBank genome assembly. NCBI's taxonomy places the organism in Eukaryota, Metazoa, Arthropoda, Insecta, Lepidoptera, Crambidae.
UAAAAGUUUCGAAGAUUAAAUACAAAAGUAUAUUUAAAGCAUUUAUUAAAUUUGAUGAUAAGAUGCAAGCAGAGAAACUUGUAUCGAAUAAGAAGUUAGUAGAGAAGGAUAUAAGAGCCCAAUUUACUGACCAAGGAUACUUAUCGUACGGAAUUAUCAAGGGUGUUGAUUUAGAUAUAAGCGAAGAAGAAUUGGUUAAAAAUUUGGAUUCUCCCAUCGAAGUGAUUUCAGCGAAAAGACUAAAGAGGUUACAUAGCGAUGGUAAUUGGGUCGACUGUGAAACGGUAAGGCUAUGCUUCAAAAGCACGAUAGCACCUUCUCAUGCUUACAUUUAUAAAUGCAAAUUUGAAAUAGAAAAAUACGUCUUUCCUGUAACUCAGUGUUCAAAAUGCUGGAAAUUUGGUCACAUUAAGAAAUUUUGCAAAUUGAAUAAGAAUGUAUGCCCCAAGUGUGGCGGCAGUCAUGUUAAUUGCGAAAUAGAGGUAUUUAAUGUUGUUAAAGAUAGUUUGAUUAAGCACUCAAAUGGAAGUAAUGAUACUAACCAAGAUCGUACUGAAAAUAAUACUAAAUUGAAAUAUGGUAAAAGAAAUGAAAAAAAGAGAAGAGUCUCAAAAAAUCAGACGGAAGAUAGAGAUUCGACCAUGGAUUUUGAAGAAAUAAGUAGUGAAACAGAGGAUAACCCUGCUGUAGACACGCAAAAACGGAAAAAGGAGAGAAGAUUUGAUUUAUGGAGACUACUUUCAAAUAUGAAGAGAAUUAUUAUGAGUGAGGAAAAUUGUGUAAACAAGGUGGUGUUGAUUUUUAAAGUUAUAAUUGAGGAGCUUAAGCCGUAUUUUGAAAAUAUUUUGAGUGGUAUUAGUUUAUCUGGAACUCUCUUAAAUCUUAUUAAUGGAUAA